Mustela lutreola (European mink) is the source of this 4785-nucleotide messenger RNA. It is a transcript of the gene ANKDD1A, whose product is annotated as ankyrin repeat and death domain containing 1A. Gene Ontology annotation, biological process: signal transduction. Gene Ontology annotation, molecular function: protein binding. NCBI's taxonomy places the organism in Eukaryota, Metazoa, Chordata, Mammalia, Carnivora, Mustelidae. The transcript is spliced from 15 exons. The coding region runs from base 253 to 1740 and encodes 495 amino acids. The record is from RefSeq and is a predicted model, not a curated record.
GCCGAGGAGGCUGGGACAGCUCCUUGGGCAGACACGCCUACGGGGACCUAAGGAGCCCGGAGUGGCCCCGCUCCGCUGGCCUCCCGUGUGAAAGGCGCGGAGCGGUGGGCAGGUCGAGGGAGCCGGAGGAGGCACCUUCAUUCUGGUUCGGGACCGCAGCAGCUGCGCCCACGUCGUGCUCCAGGGUCCAGGCAGGACCGAAAGCUCCGGAGAGGCGGCCGCCACGCGCACCUCCGCGCUCCCGUGCUUCCUAUGGAGAGGCAGCUCCAUGAGGCCGCCCGACGGAACAACAUCGGGAGGAUGAAGGAACUGAUGGAGAGGAGAGUCAACGUCAGGGCCAGAAACCACGUAGGCAGGGUGGCCCUGCACUGGGCUGCAGGCGCCGGGCACGAGCCAGCUGUGCGGCUGCUCCUGGAGCACAAGGCUGCUGUGGACGACGAGGAUGCGUUUGGGAUGAACGCGCUUCUCCUGUCUGCCUGGUUCGGCCACUUACAGAUCCUCCAGAUCCUGGUCAACUCUGGGGCCAAGAUCCACUGUGAGAACAAGGACGGCCUGACCUUACUACACUGUGCAGCCCAAAAAGGCCACGUGCCGGUGCUGGCGUUCAUAAUGGAGGACCUGGAGGACAUGCCCUUGGACCAUGCUGACAAACUGGGAAGGACGGCGUUCCACCGGGCGGCCGAGCACGGGCAGCUGGAUGCUCUGGACUUCCUUGUGGGCUCUGGCUGUGACCACAGUGUGAAAGACAAGGAGGGGAACACGGCCCUUCACCUGGCUGCCGGCCAGGGCCACCUGGCUGUGCUGCAGCGGCUUGUGGACAUCAGGCUGGACCUGGAGGAGCAGAACGCGGAAGGUCUGACUGCCCUGCACGCGGCGGCUGAAGGUGUCCACCCCGACUGUGUACAGCUGCUCCUUGAGGCUGGGAGCUGUGUGAAUGCCCUCACCCAGAAAAAACAGAGCUGUCUCCACUAUGCAGUCCUCGGUGGCUCUGAAGACAUGGCCCGGACCCUCAUCCACGCAGGAGGCCACACCAACAUGGCUGAUCAUCAGGGUGUCUCUCCUCUGCACCUAGCUGUAAAACACAACUUCCCUGCCUUGGUCCAGCUUCUCCUCGAUGCCGGUAGCGACCUGGAUGCCAUAGACAACAGGCAGCAGACACCCCUCCACCUUGCGGCUGAGCACGCCAGGCAGGACAUAGCGGAGAUGAUCCUCAUCGCGGGGGUUAACUUGAACCUGAGAGAUAAGCAAGGGAAAACCGCCCUGGCAGUGGCUGCUCGCAGCAACAACGUCAGCCUCGUGGACAUGAUCAUAAAGGCUGAUCGCCUCUACACGUGGGAGAAGGAUCACCCCUUGCGCAAGGACCCCAAGGAUCCCUAUAGGAAGAACUUGACCUUUAAGCAGGACCAUCGGCAGGAAAGGCAGCAAUUCCACUCUGUGCUGUGGCGACUGGCCUCCAGGGACCUGCGGCCUCAUGAGUGGAAGAAGCUGGCGUAUUGCUGGGAGUUCACUGAGGCCCACGUCUAUGCCAUCCAGCAGCAGUGGACAGGCAGCAAGAGCUACCAGGAGCACGGCCACCGGAUGCUACUCAUUUGGCUGCAUGGCGUGGCCACCGCUGGUGAGAAUCCUGGCAAAGCGCUGUUUGAAGGCCUCGUGGCCAUUGGCAGGAGGAACCUGGCUGAAAGCAUCAGGAAGAAAGCAAAUGCUGACCUGGGGACCCCCAGCAGGUGCACGGCCAUGUAACCAGAGGGGCCCGACUUUCAGGGGCAUGGGGCCUCAGAAUGGGAACCACUGAACAGAAGAGGACCACCACGAGGGCUUUUAAAAAAAAAAAAAAAAUCACAGUUAACAGACCUCCAGCUGCUUGUACUGAACCGCACAGCCGAGCAGGAGCAGCGGGCACGGCUUAUAAUCUUUCACAAGGGCUGGACCGGGGCCAGCUUGGGUUCUGCAGGUAAUCUCUUCCCACAGGUAUGGUUCUUUACAGCUCUUGGAGCCUCACAGCAGUCUCCUGAGAUGCAAGGGGCAUCUUUUCAGAGAGGACACUAAGGCCCGGAUGGAUAAAGCAGCUAGUCCAGCUGUUGAGGUCGGGGGCCAAACCCCGCAUUCCUGUCUCUCCAACCAUCACAAAAUGGACUGCCCUUCGCUCAUUCACUAGCUUUUCAUGAACACCACGCUUACUCCACAGCUCUGUUUCUAUCGUCCCCAAUCGUGUUCCAGGAGGCACACGCUCUUUUUUUCUGUUUUAGAGUUUUUUUUUCAUUUAAAAUUUUUAUUUUGAAAUCCUUUCAGACCUAACAAAAAACACUGCAGAACCAGUACAAAGAAUUUCUGAAAACACUUCACAAUGCAGCUUCCCCAAAUGUUAACAUCUUAAUCACAGCAUAAUUUUCAAAACCAGAAAGUGAACACUGAUACCACACUCUUAACUCCUCCUCAGACCUGAUUCCUAUUUUGUCAGUUGAGCCGUUCAUGUCUUUUUUUGGACCAGGAUCCAGUCCAGGAACACGCCUUACAUUAAAUUGUUGUUGUAAGGACCUAUAUAGCCAGAGUGACUCCAUCUUGGUUAAAAGCCAUUUUGUUGUUUGUACAGUAAAACUUAAACUGACCCUGCUCCCUCUCCCCAGAGAAACUUACUUAGAAGUAAGUCUGGGAAACCAGUAAAAUAUGGUCAGCUAGUUCCUAAUAACAGAGCCCAGAAUACAAGGCCAGGUUGGCCAGUUCCUGAUAACCCAGAAUACAAGGACGAGUUGUAAGGUGGAGACAUCCAAUCAGUAAGAAACACACAUACUUUUUCCCUAACCACUAAAGAAUGUAAACCCCGCCACUUGGGCGCCAACCUUGAGCACCAAUUCUGACCAGAGUAAUAGGUUAGUUCAAACAGCUACUAUAGGGUAAAUUGCAAUUCAAUUGGCCACCUGCAUGUGACCUAACAUGAGUACAAUCUCAUUGGCCACCUAUGUGUGGCCAGACUUUUGCUCUAUAAAAGGUAGUCUGGGGGGUGCCUGGGUGGCUCAGUGGGUUAAGCCUCUGCCUUCGGCUCAGGUCAUGAUCCCAGGGUCCUGGGAUUGAGCCCCACAUGGGGCUUUCUGCUCAGCAGGGAGCCUGCUUCUCCCUCUCUAUCUGCCUGCUUCUCUGCCUACUUCUGCCUACUUGUGAUUUCUCUCUCUGUCAAAUAAAAUAAAUAUAUACAUAUAUUUUAAAAAAAAAAAAAGGUAGUCUGUAAGAUGGGGAGGGGUCGCCCUCUUUGGAGGCAGCUCUGACUGGUCAGUCAAUUCGUGAGCCUGUAAGCUGGGGGUGGUCACUCUCUUCAGAGACGGCCCUGACAUCUGAUUUCUAAUGCUUAGCACAGAAUAGAGCUGUGCAUAACUUUCACCUUGUCUCAGUCUCGUUCCGCUGACCAAUCAGUCUAAUUUCUAAUACUUAUCAUAAAACAAAGCUUUAAAUAACUUUCACUUUGUCUCAGUCUUGUUUUGUUUAAUAACGGACCUAACAGUUGUCUUAGUUUUACUAGCCCUAUCUAGGGGGUCACCUCUCCGGAAAAGGAGGGUCUAGCAGAACUUUCUGCGGUAAUGAGAGUAUUCCAGAUCUGGGCUAUUCAAUGUUUACUCCUAACCAGCCACAUGUGGCUGCUGGGUACUUGAAGUGUGGCUAGUGGGCCUGAGGAACCGAAUGUGUAGUUUAAUUUUAAUGACCAGAAAUUUAAAUAGGCCUCUGUGGCAAGGGACAAGCAUACUGGGCAGCCCAGCUGGUCCGGAGCUUUGCUCUCGGGUGCCAGGCCAGCACAGGCUGCCCUGUGACUCGGCCACACUGGUGAGAGCGGGGCACCCCAAAGAUUCGACUCAGGAAGCCUCGCCAGGGUUUCACAGGUGUGGGGAAUUAUCUGCGCAGGGCAAUAGCUUGGAAGUUUUGCCUCCAAGCACUUUCUAACUGGUGCUCUCUCACAUGUGGCACAGCUCGCUGAGGCCAGUUUAGGAGCCCACGUCUAAGAAAAACUCCCCACAGAUCUACCCGCUGGGCCUGAGUCCUGGGGAGGAGGCAGGAUAAAAGCUGUUAGAGCUGAAAGGGGCUUCAGCUGUCACACAGGGCCAGUGAGAACUCCCAGUAGUACAAUGCUCUGAAAGGCAGCUGCCAUUCUAUCUGCCCAAAUGACAAAUGCAUUUGCCCUCUGACCCAGCAAUCCCACCAGGAGGAAUUUAUCCUACAGAUAAACCUGCAAACACUAUACCAACACAAAUGCGAAAAAAUGUAGCAGAAACUGUGCUGUGCAGAGGGAUGCAUGGGAACUCUGUGCUUUCUGCUCAGUUUAACUGUUCCUAUUAAUAAUUUUUAAAAACCACCUAGAACUUCUGAAAAGCAAGAAAAGGCAGCUUUGAAACCAACCUGUUUCACAUGCAGUAACCUGUAGGCCUGAGGCUUCAGCGUUCACAGCCAGAUUCAGACCACCCCCCUCCACCACCCCGUGCAGCAUGCAGACCUCCGUGCCCUUCCUCUGCAUAUGUUGUGGUUUUGUUCUUUUGUUUUUCAUUUUCUUAAGUAGGCUCUACGCCUACAGUGGGGCUUGAACUCAUGACCCUGAGAUCAAGACCUUGGUUGAGAUCAAAAGUCGUAGGUGCAACUGACUGAACCAUCCAGGCGCUCCCGGCAUAUACUUUGUCAAGGGGGAAGAACCUUCUCUUCCAUUUAUUCCAUUUAGGAAAUGUAUUUGUACCACAUGGGACUUAGACCAUUUAUGUGGAUGAAUUCUGCAAAAUGAAUUUUGUAUUUUUUCAAGACAAAAAAGCAAGU